Messenger RNA from Rhodotorula toruloides NP11, 798 nucleotides. RefSeq lists its product as uncharacterized. The transcript has 5 exons. Bases 1 to 798 code for a protein of 265 amino acids. The record is from RefSeq and is a predicted model, not a curated record. Lineage: Eukaryota; Fungi; Basidiomycota; Microbotryomycetes; Sporidiobolales; Sporidiobolaceae.
AUGACACAGCAGCUAGGUCCACCGCCAGUCCCGCCUCGACCUAUACCGCCGCCGCCCGUCCCGCCUCGUCCAGGCGCCGCACCGCCUGCUCUCGCUCCUCCUCCUGGUCCGCCCACCUUUCCGCCGGUCGUGAGAGGCAGGGUGCUAGCAGAUGGGUCGGAAACGAAGUCUGGAGUGCUCUGUCAAGGCGUCAAGUGGCAGGCCAGCGGGAUCUUGGAAGACGGCAGCAAUCUUCCGGACCAGGACGUCAGGAUCGCGAAGCCGUUUACGAUCCACAUGGGAGGACCAGGUCUCUGCGUUGAUGCGAAAGGACGGCAGCGGACAGAAAUUCUGUCAUGGCCACCGGCGGCUGCAGGCGAGACGUGGAUCUAUAAAUGGCGCUUCCAUCUCUCUCCCUCCUUACCGACGUCCUCGAAGUUCUUCCACCUGACGCAGCUUCUUUCGCGAGAACAAGGCGGCUUCGUCGUUGCCCUCGGACUCGUCAACGGCAAGAUCAAGAUUAGCUCAGUGUUGCAGCCUCUCCUCGGUGACAGUGGCCAGCCUGUCCCGCUGCCUGAGAUGCCGGCGGAAGACUUCUGGGGACGGACAACGUAUCAUCGCAUGGCGGUUCGAUGGGGUCCGGGAGGAUCCGUCGAUUACACAAUCCAAGACGACGCCACUCUCGCUCCGCUCCUCCGCUACUGCGUUUCCGAAGUCGACAUACCGGCGCAAGGCUCGAUCAAGACAGGCCUGUAUCGCGCGCACGUCUGCAGCGCAGCGACAUCCGUCGUCGGCGAUUUCGACUUCAAGCGGCGAUGA